AUGGCAGAAGGUGAUGCUAUGAGCGCCAGUGAUUUCUACGUAAGAAUUGAAAAUGACAAUCAUCCGAAAGGAGGCCUUCAUCUCGCCUGCUGUUCUUCAAGAGCUGAAAAGAUUGUUGAGGAUUUGGAAAUCAUGCGGGUCCGUGCUUUGAACAAAUUUUUGUCCUCUGACAAU
Molecule: messenger RNA, 174 nt
Organism: Cylicostephanus goldi
Lineage: Eukaryota; Metazoa; Nematoda; Chromadorea; Rhabditida; Strongylidae
Source: the annotation of a GenBank genome assembly